AAUUAAAUAAAUAAAUGAAAAAUGAAAAAAAUGGGAAAAUAAGGGAAAAACAUGGUAGCGACCUGAGAUUGUUAGAGGAUGAGAGAGAAAAUCAAGGGAGUUAGAGAGAGAAAUAAGAACAAAAUUGAGGAAAAAAUUUAGCCCUUUUGGAGGCUCAUUUCUUUCUUUUGAGUCUUCAUCAAAGGGCAGCAUUACCAAAUUCUUUAAUUUUUAAUUUUUUCAUUUUUUAAAAUUUUUUUUUACAAUUUUAAUUCUCCGUAAAUUUUCCAAAAUUUCAUUAAUUUAUGACAACCCCAGAAAAAUUGAGACAUAACCAUUGAAGGAAGCAGCAGCUAAAAGUUUCAAUCUUGGUUACUUUCGUGGCCCCCUGAAUUCAGGGGUGAAAUCGGUCGAGUUGUUGGUCGUAUUGUUCACCGAGUAAUGGUUCUUUGUCUAACAUAGACUGCAAAAAUGAGGGGCACAGACAUACCUGUUAAGUUCAAGAAGAGGCCGUUGUUCCGGGUUCAUAUUGCAGCUCUUUAGCCUAUUCAUACUUUGUAAUGCAACUCAUUGUAGCAUUUGUAUAAGUCGUGGCAGCCGGUUGUAGAUUUUGUAUAGUUCUUUAGUUAGUUUUUGUUUUCUGACCAGUUCUUGGUCAUUGAAGUGAAAUCUGGCGAUUUUGUACAAUAGCAUUUUGUAUAGGUGCUGGCUGUUGGGGGAUGUUCUUUGUAGCCCCACCGUUCCAGCGUUGUGUUGAACAAGCAAUGGGUGGAAGAUGGAGAAUUUUUAAGCUUCAUUAUACCUGUUUUGUGGUUUUGAUUCUCAGUUUGGGGUUUCGGGGCUCGUCAUCCCUCAAUCUUGAAGGAUCAACUUUGUUAAAAUUCCGUUCUAGAAUAGACUCAGAUCCCUAUAAUUCCCUUGCAAGUUGGAAUUCUGAAGAUGAUCACCCGUGUAAAUGGAAGGGUGUCCGCUGUGUCGACGAUAAAGUGCAUAUGCUAGACCUGAGUGGACUUUCUCUAGAAGGAACUCUGACGCCUGAGCUUGGGUACCUAGACAAUUUAAGAUCUCUAAUACUCCGUGGAAACCGCCUCUCAGGUGCCAUUCCAGUGGAGUUUGGAUGUCUUACCACGCUUGAGGUAUUGGAUUUGAGUGGGAAUUAUUUGACUGGAGUGAUUCCAGCAGAGAUUGCCAACAUGGUGUCACUGAAACGAUUAUUGCUUAGUGACAAUAAUUUUGAAGGAACCAUCCCUCCUGAGCUUAAGGAGCAUAGCUUGUCUGUGCUGCAAUUUGAUGAACACCUUGCAUCUGUUACUAACAGAAAAUUUGGCCACCGGCCAAAAGUUGCGAUGGAGUCGUGGCUUGGUCAUGGAAGUAACCAAAUUCAUAAUCUGGAAACUUCAUAUGAGCCAAACAUGCUUCAAAAUGCACAGGUGCUAGCUACUGUUGCUCGUCGUAAAUUAAUUGAUCAGUCAAAUGUUGAAGCUUUACCGGCGAAAUACAGCCCUGUUUCUCAAGUCACCUCUCAACCAGUUCUAAGUAGUAGUGGGUCUUUUCCAGCCUUAGUCAAGGAGAAGAGCCAGUCUCGACCACCCUCUUUAGUGCCUUCUGAUUCUAACUCACAGCAGGAGAAAACACCUGCUCAACCUGCCCAAUCCCAUGCCAACACAGAAAAGCCUUCUCAAAAGGUUUGGGUGUUCGUUGCUAUUGGUCUUGGAGUGUUAUUUUUGCUUGCCGUUGCUGCUGCUUUGUAUUUCAUGUGGAGAAGUCGAGGUGCAAGGCCUAUAGGCCCCUUUAAGACUGGCAUUAGUGGGCAAUUACAAAAGGCAUUUGUUACAGGAGUCCCUAAGUUAAAUAGAUCGGAACUGGAAACAGCAUGUGAGGACUUCAGCAAUAUAAUCGCUACUUUCGAUGCUUUCACAAUAUACAAAGGAACCUUAUCAAGUGGAGUUGAAAUUGCUGUUGCAUCAACUCUUGUCAAAUCUUCAACUGAUUGGUUAGAUGCUGCAGAAUUGGCAUACCGGAAGAAGAUUGAAACAUUGUCACGGGUGAAUCACAAGAACUAUGUCAAUCUUCUUGGUUAUUGUGAAGAAAACGAACCUUUCACUCGAAUGAUGGUGCUUGAAUAUGCCCCAAGUGGUAGCUUUUUUGAGCAUCUCCACGUUAAAGAAGUUGAGCGUCUUGACUGGAAUGCUAGAAUGAGGGUAAUUAUGGGAGCAGCCUAUUGUCUCCAAUACAUGCAUCAUGACCUAAAUCCUCCAGUGGCCCAUAUGAACUUACGGUCCUCUAUAAUCUAUUUGACUGAUGAUUAUGCAGCCAAGCUUGUGGAGAAGCCAUUUGAUGUUUUACCUGAAGCUAAGGUGUCAGGUGAAGAUGGUUCAAAGCCCUCUGUAUCGACUAAAACUGCUGAUCUACGGCAAAAUGUGUAUGAGUUUGGCAUAUUGUUGCUUGAAACCAUCACAGGAAGGCUUCCAUACUCGGAAGAGCAGGGUUAUUUGGUAGACUGGGCUUUGAAGUACUUGAAUGACAGGGAGAAUAACAAGGACUUGAUCGAUCCAAUUCUCAAAUCUAUCAAGACUAAUGAGCUAGAUGUUAUAUGCGAUGUUAUUUUGCAGUGCAUUAAAUCCGAACCCUCACGUAGACCCACGAUGAAGGAAGUCACGACGAAAUUGAGGCAAGCCAUUCCUAUUACACCUGAUGCUGCAGUACCCCGGCUCUCCCCCCUUUGGUGGGCUGAACUAGAAAUCCUGUCUGUAGAGGCAUCUUAA
Messenger RNA from Chenopodium quinoa (quinoa), 2744 nucleotides. RefSeq names its product protein MALE DISCOVERER 1-like. Lineage: Eukaryota; Viridiplantae; Streptophyta; Magnoliopsida; Caryophyllales; Amaranthaceae. Gene Ontology annotation, biological process: protein phosphorylation. Gene Ontology annotation, molecular function: protein binding; protein kinase activity; ATP binding. Bases 699 to 2744 code for a protein of 681 amino acids. The transcript is spliced from 13 exons. The record is from RefSeq and is a predicted model, not a curated record.